Messenger RNA from Micropterus salmoides (largemouth bass), 2395 nucleotides. It is a transcript of the gene eif2s2, whose product is annotated as eukaryotic translation initiation factor 2, subunit 2 beta. Gene Ontology annotation, biological process: translational initiation; formation of translation preinitiation complex; formation of cytoplasmic translation initiation complex. Gene Ontology annotation, cellular component: eukaryotic translation initiation factor 2 complex. The transcript is spliced from 9 exons. NCBI's taxonomy places the organism in Eukaryota, Metazoa, Chordata, Actinopteri, Centrarchiformes, Centrarchidae. Gene Ontology annotation, molecular function: translation initiation factor binding; translation initiation factor activity; mRNA binding. The record is from RefSeq and is a predicted model, not a curated record. The coding region runs from base 139 to 1140 and encodes 333 amino acids.
AAAGACGUCAGGAUUUAGCGACUUCACGCCUGCGUGCUGUGGAUUCAUCGCUGAUGCAAGACAUUUUCGGCGCAGCAGUGUGGGGCUGGUCGAGGAAUAAAAAGUAGCCAGAUUUCAGUCACUUUUCAGCCCGCAAACAUGUCAGGUGACGAGAUGAUUUUCGAUCCCAACAUGACCAAGAAGAAGAAGAAGAAGAAGAAGCCCUUCAUGCUGGAUGAGGACGGAGGCGAGGGGGUGGGAGGAGAAGAGGCCAAAGAGGUGGAGGCAAAGGAGGCCGAACCGGAGGCUGGAGAUGACAAGGAGCUGGAUCUGGAUGAAGAUGAAGGCAGGAAGAAAGAGCCAUCCGAUGAUUUGAACGACCUAAACUUUUUCAACCAGAAGAAAAAGAAGAAGAAACCCAAGAAAGUAUUUGAUAAUGAUGUUGUUGAGGAAGGAUUAAAGGAGCUGAAAAUAGAAGGAGAGCAGACAGAGGUGCUGGAGGAGGACAACCUGGACCUGAUGCUUCCUACCAAAAAGAAGAAGUCAAAGAAAGUGGACUUUGAUGAGGGAGAGAUACUGGAGAAGGAUGAUGCGCUGGAGGACGAUGAGGGGAAGAACAACGAUGGAAUCUCAUUCAGCUCGUCCACGGGGCCAGCCUGGGCCGGCUCUGAAAGAGACUACACUUACGAUGAGCUCCUGAACCGAGUCUUCAACAUCAUGAGAGAAAAAAACCCGGACAUGGUGGCCGGAGAGAAGAGGAAGUUCGUGAUGAAGCCUCCUCAGGUGGUCCGAGUGGGAACCAAGAAAACCUCCUUCGUUAACUUCACAGACAUCUGCAAACUGUUGCAUCGUCAGCCUAAACAUCUCCUCGCUUUCCUCUUGGCUGAGCUGGGUACCAGUGGCUCCAUAGACGGAAAUAACCAGCUUGUGAUCAAAGGCAGAUUUCAACAGAAACAGAUAGAAAAUGUGUUGAGAAGAUAUAUCAAGGAAUACGUGACGUGUCACACCUGCCGCUCUCCAGAGACCAUCCUGCAGAAGGACACUCGUCUCUAUUUCCUGCAGUGUGAAACGUGCCACUCCCGCUGCUCCGUCGCCAGCAUCAAGACCGGCUUCCAGGCUGUGACAGGCAAGAGGGCGCAGCUCCGCGCCAAAGCCAACUAAAGACCACCGACACUGGGCUCCACCUCCUCUCUGCCUCUCCUUUCCCCUCAGAAGGGCCGAAGCUGGGGUUGGAUGCCCCCUUGAUUCGCUAAAAGGACUCUCUGAAUCGAACUGCGGGAGGGUUUGGCUGUUGUUUAGUUGUCGUGGCCUGACCAGGCAGGGAGUGAGAGAGUAUCGAAAGCUGACAGAUGGGGUUCAGGCACUAAGCAGAUGAUGUGUACUAUACACACUGUUGGAAGCAUUUGAUUUGUUGUCUGGCUGAUGAACCCUCCACCUCCUAGGUUUUUUUUUUUUUUUCCAUUUGCUGUGAUUCUUGAUUACUGCAAGAAAACCCUGAUUUAAUAUGGCUUGAAUCCUUCUUCAUUCUUUCUUCUCCCACUCUACAUACACCAGACAUUUAAGAUUUCCUCUGCUAAGGGAUCCAUUUCUCCAUAACAAGCCAAAUUGUAGUUAAGCUAAGUUCAUCUACAAUGACAGAGCUUAGUUGCUCUAGUAAUUGUAUCCCAUGUGGUCACCUGUUCAUUCUUUGAUUACACAUUGCUUAAACUAAAGGCUAUGUUCCUGUUUCUGGUCUGGCCUCAAAUCACAAAACUGCCAGUUCAGAGUUUCCUGCCCUAGUUUAUCAAAGAUAAACCGAAGUCACCAGGCUGGAGUACAAACAGGGCGAUUUGUCACUGUAACUGGUCUGUGACAGGCUCCUAGCACAGGCUUCUUUUGAUCAUUUUAUAGCGGGAGAUGACUGUAAAGUCAAACAAACGGGUUGAUAAAGCGGAGAGUACCAUCUCAAUAAAACUUUAAUAGAGACUGUGUGUGAGACAGAAAUUAUACAGUGUGUUUUGAGUGCUUUUGUGGCAUUGAUAAGCAAUUGUGUACAUCAUAAUUUCUUGAUUUGACUUCUGAAGUUAAGAUCAACAAUUUGAUUAGAAGGAUGUGAAAAUUAAUAAAAUAAAUUUUGUUCAAAGGAGCAGGUUUCUUGAGCCAAUGCUAGUCCCCUAACACAAAUACCCAUUUGCUUCCCCCUAAAAACAGCUUCUCAGCCGGUACCUCAGAUCAGUCUCCUGUAACAGGUCUUUAUUUUCAAGUGUGAUUCAAGACUUGUACGCCACAAGCUAGCUAGGACAUUAGUUUCAGUCCAAUGAUACUGGCUAAGUGAUACUUGUUCUGUUGUUUGGGAAUAAUGUGAAUAAGAAGGUCUGGCUGGAAUCAUUUUAAAACCUGGUUUUUACAAAAAUAAAAUAUUCUACUCUCUCCAUUA